Messenger RNA from Seriola dumerili (greater amberjack), 948 nucleotides. It is a transcript of the gene tmem45b, whose product is annotated as transmembrane protein 45B. The transcript is spliced from 6 exons. The coding region runs from base 95 to 937 and encodes 280 amino acids. The record is from RefSeq and is a predicted model, not a curated record. NCBI's taxonomy places the organism in Eukaryota, Metazoa, Chordata, Actinopteri, Carangiformes, Carangidae.
CCAGAGUGCUCUCACUCUGGCAGCUGCCAACAUUCACAGGUUUCUCCUGAUCUCCUGCAUCCACCAGCAUUUGGGAAUUAAAUAAGACCUAACGAUGGCCAACUUUGGAGGCCAUGCCAUUCCUGGCACUUUUUUCCUGUUCCUUGGCUUUUGGCUAACAGCCAAACGCAUUCUCCAUCACUACUGGAGGACAAGUCAGCCCAAAGGAAGACAGAAUAUGCCACCUUUUUUUAAAAGAAUGGACUACUUUGAAGGAGGACUCCAAAUCUUUGCUUCAUUUGUGGGUAUUAUGGUUGAACAGUUUGUGGUGGAUGGGCCGCAUGCCCACCUCUAUGACAGAGAGAACAGCUCCUGGGUCAAGCUGAUGAACUGGCAGCACAGCACAAUGUAUCUGUUCUUUGGGAUCGCUGGAAUAGCACUGGUUGCCACUACUACAUCCAAACUGGUGCCAUUAGGUGUUGACCGCCUUGCUCUCUCCAUGGCUCUUUUUGUCGAAGGGUUUCUGUUCUAUUACCAUGUGCACAGUCGGCCCCAUCUGGAUGCCCACAUCCACUCCUUGCUUCUAGUGGCUGUGUUUGGAGGAUCAGCCAGCACUAUGUUGGAGGUUUUCGUGAGAGACAACAUUAUUUUGGAGCUGCUUGGGGCAUGCCUGUUCAUCCUGCAGGGCACAUGGUUCUACCAGAUUGGAUUCGUGCUAUACCCUUUAAGAGGACCACAGUGGGACUUAGAACUGCAUGACAACGUCAUGUUCGUCACAAUGUGCUUCUGCUGGCAUUUAGCCGUCGCACUGAUUUUAGUCGCCUGCACCUCCUCUGUGGUUUGGUUCACAGUGAAGCGAUUCUCCGGAAGGGGACGGGACAUAGAGAUCGGAAUGCGAAAUACAUCGUCCAAAGCAAACUGCCAGAAAGCUUUGCUUGAAGAGUCAGAUGAAGAGUGAAUGUUUAGUUG